This is a messenger RNA of Folsomia candida, 1008 nucleotides long. RefSeq lists its product as uncharacterized. The transcript is spliced from 3 exons. The record is from RefSeq and is a predicted model, not a curated record. NCBI's taxonomy places the organism in Eukaryota, Metazoa, Arthropoda, Collembola, Entomobryomorpha, Isotomidae. Bases 551 to 892 code for a protein of 113 amino acids.
UAGUAAAAUUUUAAUACCGAGCUAUUACAUUAAUUACAUACUGCACGAUAUUACUUGUCGAUACCACUUUGAUAGAGGCAUAUGUUAAUACCGCCUGGUAUUAUUUUAACAACCCAGAUAACAGGUCGCUAUGAAUUCGCUUAGAGAAUUCGCAGAGAAUGUCGCGUUAAAACAGAGAACUCGAAUUCUCUCAGAUUUCGUUAUUAUUCUCGUAUCGAAUUCGCAUCGAAUUCGGUAAUUAUUCGUACCUAAAUUCGAUAUUACGCUCAUUUCAGAAUUCGUAACGAAUUAGACUCGAAUUCUCAGAGAAUUCUUCUAUCGAAUUCGAAACGACUUCACUAUGAAUUCUUAAACGAAUUCGCUGUUAUUGUAGUUAGGAAUUCUCCCCGAUUUCGAUAGGAAUUCUUCUUACAGGAAUAGGAGACUAUAUACUGUUCGCCUUAAAUCUCGAAUUCGUAAAUAAUCCUUAGAGAAUUCACUAUGAUUUCUCUCUUUCACGCUGUUAUUAUAUUUUUAAGUAAUUUUAGCUGCCACAUUCAAAUCUUUCCUCAUGGGAAGGAGACGACUUUUUCAGUUGAGUGCUCGCCAAAAAAGAAGACUUGUAAAAAGACGCAGUGAAAUUUUUGAGGAAAAUUUAAAUAGUGACCUAGUCCAGGCCGAAGGGGAAAACAUUUAUUUAGAACAAGUGUUCGAAGAAGAUCUGGAAGAAAUUGAAGUCGGAAGUAACACGAGUGAAGGAAGUUCAACUGAAACAAUUAGCUCAGAAAUCGAAGAUGCGGUAGCAGCUCACCCUAGGACUCCAAAUUUUCCAGACGAGGGCACAGUUGACGAAGAAAUACACAAAUCUCUUAAGAACGUCGCAGAUAGAGUUGGGAAGCGUAUGAGGAAGUGACUUAACAUCGCGGCCAAUUUCACUACCAGGGUCAUCUGAUUAUUCAACUUAUGUUUAUUUUAAUGUAAACAGUUAUGUAUAUUACAUGAUAUUUAGAAUAAAUAACAUAAACUAUA